Suillus subaureus is the source of this 198-nucleotide messenger RNA. RefSeq lists its product as uncharacterized. The transcript has a single exon. Lineage: Eukaryota; Fungi; Basidiomycota; Agaricomycetes; Boletales; Suillaceae. The annotation marks the transcript as partial. The record is from RefSeq and is a predicted model, not a curated record.
GAGAAGAGAUCCCAGGAGAUAGUUCAAUGGGAAGAGGAAGAGAAGGCACAGAAAGAGAGGAACACCAUGAGGAAGACUGAGUGGAAGAAGGAAGUAAUCAAGUGGGAGGCAGAGCAAGACCUCGCCAAGCAAGAGAAACAUUGGACACACUGGAAAAAGCCAGUGCUUGGUCCACUUGAAAAACCAGUACCAAAGCCA